UCGAUGAGCAUAAUGAGUGCAAGGUGGCGUUUAGUUGUUGGACGGGCUGUUGCGGUUAUACUGCUCGUUGGAUAUUUCCCAACAGGUACGAUUCAGAGCGCGGUGGAUGGUGGUCAACAAGAGCGAUGUACCACGAGCAACAGUAGGGCUGGUUAUUGUAUGCCGAAAGAGAAAUGUCAUGACCAGGAAAUACUAGAUCUUCGAACUUCUCAUAGCUGUUCCGACACCUCGCAGUACUGUUGUCCAGUAGUUGCAGACACCGUACCAUCGUGGAGUAGAAGAAAGCAGUUUACCGAAUGCGACAGCAAUCGAGGAUACUGCGUAAAAAGUGACAUGUGCAGUGUCCGUACUUUUCGUCUGCGCUCAAACAGAUGUCCUUCGUUUGAGGAAGUGUGCUGCCCCAAAAAUACAUUUCCAGAAGAGUCUAUAACGAGCACAGCACCAGCUAGAAUCGCUACUUCGACAAUUGCUUCGCCAACAAGUAUUGUCGCUGCCACUGUUCAAGAAGCUAUCAUUCCUUCACCGAUCGCCACAAAUGAGACAAAUUAUCUACCGACGCCACAGCUCCCUGAGCAUCUGGAUGUGGAUUGUACUGAUUGUGAUACCUUGUCAUCAUCCAAUGCAAGCAAAAUCGAUGAGUUGAGCAAGACGACUACGACAACCGAAUCCCUCGGUUCGGAAACGAUCUCAACUACCGAUCCUAACGAAGAGAUUGAACCCACAGAAACUCCCCUCGUUACGAAUUUGGGUGAAAAUACCUUCCAAGAAGCUCACUUUAGUAAUACUAGUCCUAAUACGCCUCUUUCUAGCAACACGACCAACACCCUAUCGUCCUUAUUGCCAGAAUUCACCUCAGAAAACUUUUCCUACCACGCUUGCGGCCAACGGAAUCCGUCCGGUGUUGUUGAGCACAUUAUCAACGAAGAAUUCCGUGCAGAAUAUGGAGAGUUUCCCUGGAUGGUCGCUUUAUUAGAGCUACCCGAGAAACGCUAUUGCUGCAAUGGAGCUCUGAUCGACCGGAAGGUCAUCUUAACUACCGCACACUGCGUAACCCGUUGUGGAGGCAAAGUGGCACAGAUGGUGGUACGGGUUGGUGAAUGGAAUAUGAGUUCUACCGAGGAAAUGGCUAUUCCUCGGGAAGAGUUCGGUGUAAAAAGCGUGCACAUCCAUCCUUCAUACUUCCCAUCCUCACUGAUCAACAAUAUAGCCGUGCUGGUACUGAAAGACUCGAUACACUACCAGCCCACGGUACAGCCCGUAUGUUUACCAUCCAUAGAACAACAGCUGAGAGGCAGUGAAAACAUGAUCGCUACCGGAUGGGGUGCCAUGGUAGGAGCGAAUGCUUCGUUUAGUCAAAUAUUGAAACGGCUCGAUUUACAGCGCGUGGAAACGACUAUCUGUCAGAAGGAACUGAAAACGGUACAAAGUCCGUACAGGUUCGAACUUCAUCGAAGUUUCGUGUGUGUCGGCGCGAAUCAUCCUGAUCAGGAAAGACCGUGUGAUGGGGACGCAGGAUCGCCGGUUGUUGUCGAAAUUCCCAACACGGUGGAUCGCUACUACCUGCACGGUUUGGUGUCUUGGGGUUACAAUUGUAAUCAGAAACGGGUUAAGCACACGGUACUAACUCACGUGGCCCAUUUCCGAAAUUGGAUAGAUGAUAUCGUUCUAAGGACAAAGUGA
Messenger RNA from Anopheles maculipalpis, 1680 nucleotides. RefSeq names its product serine proteinase stubble-like. The coding region runs from base 4 to 1680 and encodes 558 amino acids. Gene Ontology annotation, molecular function: serine-type endopeptidase activity. NCBI's taxonomy places the organism in Eukaryota, Metazoa, Arthropoda, Insecta, Diptera, Culicidae. The record is from RefSeq and is a predicted model, not a curated record. The transcript has 2 exons. Gene Ontology annotation, biological process: proteolysis.